AUUUGAGGAAUGCCCAUGUAAAACCAUCAGAAGUAGGAAGUGAACCAUCCGCACAUUUCCAAUUGUUGCGAAUUGUUGUUUGUUUUCGUAUCGGGGCUGGGAUAUUAUUCCGACUUUAGUAAUUUCAUGGUAGGCUACAUUUUAUAUACAUGUUGACAUUGUGAUGAAGACCUGAUGCCAGAAGAAAGAGCAAGCUCAUCCAGGAACACAGGGAAUAUGGAGGACAAAGAUGUGGAGAAGAAAAUCAUGGGACACCAGACUCCUUAUGGAGCCAUCAAUGGUGACAUUACGGGGGAUACCUGCCCAACUUGUCGUGGCAUUGGACGCAUUCCAAGAGGACAUCAGGACCAGUUGGUCGCCGUCAUCUCAUGCAGUGACCAAAGACUGAAACCAAGACACACGAAACUCUACGUGUUCAUCUCAGUGACCUUGAGUCUCUUCUUCUGCUGUUUGAUCCUCUUCUUCCUCUUCCCUCGGAGUAUAAUCAUUCUGCCUGUGUCUGUGAAAUCAGUGAUGGUCUACUUCAUGCCAGACUCAGUGGAAAUGCAGAUCACUAAUGUCCUCAACAUCAGCAACAAUAAUUUUCUUGAAGUUAAAAUCCUUGACUUUGACGUUCAAGUGCUGAUUAAUAAAAUGAUUCAGGGAAGGAUCAAGAUAUCUAACAUGACCUCGCUUAAACCAUCUUCACAAAGAGCGUAUACAAUUACCAUACCUGUUAAGAUUGAUGAUGCAGGCAUGAAUAAUUACUGCCAGUCCAGCUCCAUCAAGAUCCACACAUUGUUUUUGCAUUUGCAAAUGACCAUGAAUGUUUCUUACCUGGCCCACUCAGAGCAGUUGUCAAGGGAUACGUUUGAGUAUGUAGACUGUGGAGCCAACACCACCACACCACAUCCCAUAAUGAGCUGAUGAAACUGAAAGCUGUCAGGAAGUGUCUUGCAUCAGCAGUGUACCAAAUUAAUCAAUUGUCUAAUCCAAUGACAACCCAGAGCUUUCAGUUUUAUUUUAUGCCAAACUGUGAAACUAUUAGAAUGUUCUACUGAAAGGGAUUUGUUGUGUUGAAGGGAUACAAUAUGAAUGGAGGCCCCCUUUGCACUUUUGAUUUGUAUUAUUGGAGAGGCAGUCCAUUUUCCAUUAUGCCAAGUUUAUAUCCUGUGUGCCACUCUUUAACAUAUUGUUUUAGACUUUUUUUUAUUUCAAUGAAUGCUGUAUUUUUUAAUGCUUUCUUAAUACUUUUUUCUUAAAGAAUGCAAAUGAUUACUGUUCUUCAUACAGUUUCAAGGUAAUAGUUUUAAAUGUUCAAUGAUGUGCUUCUGGUAAAAAGCGAAUGAUGUGCCUAAACUUUGCACUAGCAGUCAUUUUGGGGUCGUUUUUGAGUAACUGGGUCUAUGAUGUAUUUUUGCACACUUCAAUGCUGUCACUUUAUUUUCAUGACCAGGUCCACAUAUUCUUUGAAGUCGAUAACAGCGAAAUAUCUCUGUAACAUAGUAAAUAAAUGAGGUCUAACGUGACUUGAUACAAGAAAUGUCCAUUGUCAGGUGGCUGAGCGGUGAGGGAAUCGGGCUAGUAAUCCGAAGGUUGCCAGUUCGAUUCCCGGUCAUGCCAACUGACGUUGUGUCCUUGGGCAAGGCACUUCACCCUACUUGCCUGGGGGGAAUGUCCCUGUACUUACUGUAAGUCGCUCUGGAUAAGAGCGUCUGCUAAAUGACUAAAUGUAAAUGUCCAUAGUCAGUGAGAGGAAGACUCUUUACCAAAGAAUAUAAUUGUUUAGUUUUUAAUGUUUUCUUCCAUUGUUGUUUAAUUUUGUCCUUUGAUGAGGGCAUUUUUUCUGCCUGCCAGCGAGGCAGGAAACAACAGAUAAAUCAUUAUCGUUGUCAUGGAGAGUCGUUCACGACAAGGUAGUGUGUGGUCAUGUGGUAUUCAGGUUUUGGACAGACCUCACCACUGCUGGUUGUACUGAAUGGACUGAAACGGAAAAAGAUGUAAGUGAAUAGUAUAUGAGAUUUUCUCCAAGACGUUUGCAACCGGUUUGGCUAUACUGUGCAAUGGUAUCUCUCUGUGUUUUUUAUUUAAAUCAUUGAAGCUGAUGCAAAUACAAAUUCUCUUGUUUAAUUGUAAUAAUUGAGUGAUCAGUGUAAUAAAAAAAUAAUACUCACAGAGUAUCUGUUGUCAA
Molecule: messenger RNA, 2170 nt
Organism: Osmerus eperlanus (European smelt)
Lineage: Eukaryota; Metazoa; Chordata; Actinopteri; Osmeriformes; Osmeridae
Gene: tmem106a
Product: transmembrane protein 106A
Exons: 8
Coding region: 175-906 (243 amino acids)
Source: RefSeq, a predicted model, not a curated record